This is a messenger RNA of Stylophora pistillata, 2013 nucleotides long. RefSeq lists its product as uncharacterized. Gene Ontology annotation, molecular function: cysteine-type deubiquitinase activity; protein binding. NCBI's taxonomy places the organism in Eukaryota, Metazoa, Cnidaria, Anthozoa, Scleractinia, Pocilloporidae. Gene Ontology annotation, biological process: signal transduction; protein deubiquitination. The record is from RefSeq and is a predicted model, not a curated record.
UUCAUGGAAGAUCAUGUCUAAAACUAACUCGUGGACGAAACUUACCAAAUCCAUGGAAACAAUCGACAUACACAUGUACAUGUAACAGCAUUAUCGUUUGUUAAAACAAAAGUUUACAAGCCCGAAGAACGAUUACAUACGAUUAGUUUUGCAUAUGAAAUAGAUUACAUUGGCGAUGAUUGCGUCGUAAGACCCUAUUAGUUUAGAUAAACUUACCUUUUCGUUUGUUUCUGCGAAAUUUAUCCUUUACUGCCUUUUUCACAGCGAACGCCAUGAACAGUUGAUUCGAACGUCUGAGCCAGUGGCAAAACCAGGAAGUUACUGAUAAAUAAAGACACUAAAAUCAAGUUUAAUACAAAACAGCGCAGCUAUUCAAGAGGAUUGGGAUGGACCUUAUACUCCCUUAGCACUACUCUUGAGGAUCUGAAGUGAUCAUGUGAUCAUGCAUGCAAGGCACUCUGAAGAACGGUUACCAAGCAAAAGGAAAAGAAACAUCAAGAACUUCAUCGUGAUUAACUUUUGAUAGUUUUUACUCAUCCCUCUCGUGUUUUACAUAUUCUCGAGCCGUUAGAUAUUAUAUAUUUCGUUACAGGAGGAAACGAAAUAAUGAGCUGAAUGCUUAGAAACUUGCUGAAUAAGUAUAAAACUUGAAUAGAUGGCCUUGUCACGCAUGAGUGUGCACGAUCUAAUGGGAAAUACCCACAACAAAGGAAGGACAAAAAAGAAACAAGUUCUUGGAAAGGAAGGUGCAAGCACCUUUCACUCCAGAGAUGAAAGUGAUCAUGUUGAUGAGAUAUAUGAUCAAGGAUUAAGACAUUUUCGUGAAUCUGAAUUGAAGAGGCAGGAAGACAUGCGAAAGAUUAAGCCUCAGAACCCAAAUUUAGAUGUCAAAAAGGAAGGAGAUGUACAAGAGGAAAGGAAUGCACAAACUGUGCAUGGCACUAGCAAUGGUACACUUUCAAGUGAUCUAUACCAAGGUUUAUCAAAUCUUGUGAUGGAAGAUCAGGAUAGAAAUCUGCAUGAUAAUCAUGCUUCGCCUCAAGAUGCUAUAUCAUGCAAUGAUGGAAGGAAUCUAAAUAAUGCAUCUGAUGAUUGCCAUGACCUCAGUCAGGAACAGCAAAGUGGUUUGAACCAAGCUAAUGGUCCAAGUGAUGUUGCUGAUGGAGCACCAGUGACAGAUCCUAGUAUUCAUGAACUUGAAUUGAGAGAGUCUUGCAUACCAAACUCUUUAGGUCCUGGUACUAUGUCUUAUACUUCUAGUUAUGAAAAACCUGAUUCUAACCCUAGUACAAAUACAAAUUGUGGGAUUGAAGCAGCUGAGAGCAUUAGGAAAACUCCAGCUCAUAAGAAAACUCCCGAGGAACAGAAUGAGCAUUCCCCUACUUCAUCUGUACCUCCAACACCUCAGCCAAAGAGCGAAUCAUGUAGUCCUGAAACUUCACAGAUUGUUCCUGGUGGACACCUGAAAGGAUCAGGACAAGAUGAAGAAGCAGAGAAAAAGAAAAAUACAAAGUUGAUCACACAAAGCCAAUCAUGUAGUCUUAUCAUCUCUGUAAGAGUCUACAGUCAAGAAAAAGAGAGUGUUUUUGUCGGUGCAAGUGAGGGGAGGUUGGGACAACUUUAGCACACGCAGGUCAUGAUCAAAGUCAAGUGAACAGUUGGUUGUUAUUGUCAAAGUCAUGACUUUUGCCAGAUAAAAACCAAACUUCUGUGAACAUUUUCGUAUGUAGAUUGUGUGUCCUCAUAUUGGAAGCUUAAUUGUUAUUAACAUUAAUAUAGAACUGUUUACAGUGGAGCUUUGCAGGACUUUGAUUGUUUUUGUAAAGAGAAAAGUGAAGUUUAUAACUCGAAGACUGGGAUCUUUCAAAGAGCAAUUCUUCAAUUGAUUACCCAUACUUUUGUGCUGACUUUGUUGUUUAGUUCUGUAAUCAUGAUAAUAUUUAGCCUUCUGUUGAACCUAAUUGAUUCAGAACAAGGCUUGAUGGUCUAUAUUAAGCCUUUCAAAAUAAUGAA